AUGGAACGUGGAUAUCCUGGCAAGGAAGAAGAACCUUCUAUUGAUGAAAAAAAAAAUGAAUGUGGGUAAUAGGCAGGAACUCCAGAAGGGAAGAAAGGUCUUCGUGAAUCAGCCUUUUGGUUCGCAAACAAGCCUUAUCACUUGCCUUGCGUUCCUAGUACGUUUUGCUGCCCGUCGACCUACUCUUCGGUUUCGUCGAAGUUUUUUGAGACUCCAAGUGAGGGAUCGACUUUGCUCUUAGGUGAGAUUAAAAAUAGAAACUCGAUUAUAGAAAAUUUAUUCUAGUGCAAUCAGCAAGCCAUGGUUCAUCGGUCUUAAGACAAAACCCGAAAGGAUUUGGCGUAGUUAUGCGAUGAUUAAUCGUAGACUAGCAUUUUACCUUUUUGGUAUGAAUUCCUUAUUCCUCGCAGUUUAUCAUCCCUUUUACAGCAAUUAUAAGUUUAGUUGUUUUAGUACAUCUUCGGAGCAGAUCUCGAUGGUAAGAUUUUUGCUCAGCUCAAGGUCUUUCUCUUUUUUUUCAGGUACAACUAUGAACAGUUCCCGCCUAAAAAGUUUUGCACAGGAGUCGAAAGAACGGAAAAGGUAAUGGUUUUUUUCAUGAGAAUAAUUGAUUUUGAUUCAAGAAUCAUGCUGGGAAAAGCUCGAAAGGUUUUAUCACAUUUCCGAUGACGUCGUUACGCUUCGCCGCUGGAAUCGGUGAGCUAUACGAAAGUCUGGAAAGAAUUUUGUGUUCAAUUUAGAAAAAUUUUUGCUUUGGUUUUUUUGGAACUACAUAGGCAAAGCGGAAGGACCCUCCGACGGUCCAUAAAGGCUUGAAUAUUUGAAUAUUUGAAUAUUUAUUUCGGCUUCUGGAAGGCUUCAUAAAGAUAGGGCCGCAAAGCCACGCCCCUUUUCGCGAUAGAAAAAGUGGCUUUUUUUUGGUUUUCAACUUUAAUUUUGCUGUAGUUGCAAAAUGUGUGGAACUGGAUAAUAAAUUUUGACACACAUGUAGAGAAAAAGCUUCCUCUUUCGUUUAAAAAAAUAUUUCACGCUUUUUUUGAUGCGUUCGCGCGGAAUGUCGUACAAAAAAACGUGAAUGGAACUAAAAAAAUUUUGUCAAUUUUUUUGCUUUUUUUCAUGUGUUUUUCAGGUCGAACGCACUCUUUCUUUUUUUAAAUAAUGAUUUUGAUUUAAGUAACGGUAAUUUUAAAACAAUAAAAAUAAAAAAAUUCGUCUUUGCCAAAAAAAUUUUUAGGGAGUGCCGAAAGUCAUAAUUCAAAAAUAUCGUUAAUAAGCGAAUAUAAUCGAGUUUUUUUGUUUUUUUAAGUUUAGAUCAUGGGCUUACUUAAAUAUUUCUCUACAGCAUCUGUGCUUGAAAAAAAGUUGUUUAAUACGCAAAAAAAUGUUCUUGAAACUAGAGGAUAAAAUUAGCGGCGUUUAUCACACCGAAAGCGGUCGAACGCAGGUUUUUUUAAACGAUUAUAUACAUUUAUUAGUAAGAAAUCUUUCAAUUAAAAUAAUAAAAAUAAAAAAAUUCGUCUUUGCCAAAAAAAUUUACGGGGCCGUUUUUAAUGCAGCGAUCGUUAAACGAGGCAAAAAAAGCACUAAAAAAACUGUUUUUUUCAAAGUGAAUUUCCACGGAAAGUUUGAGUAAAGAUUUGCGAUCAUAUUCUGAUAAAAACAGCUUAAUCACUUCAAGUUUUUCUUUUUGAAAUAGGCAAUCUGUGCAAUUCAAACGGCUCAAGGAUAUGGCGGAUGGAAGCUCCCCUCACCUAACAGCUUGGCGCAGCGCGUGCGCUGCGAAUUUUCUUUUUGAGGUCGCGAGUUCGAUGCCCGCAAGCGCCAGUUUUUUUGUUUUUCUGGAAAAAUACCGACUUUUUUUCGGCAAACUAGCAAAUUUUUAUCAUUUUUAGCACUCUGUGACCAUUCCUCUCAACUCGGCCGACCCUCCGAUCCGCGACGAAGCUCCGUUUCUGCGCCAGUUCUUCCCCUCGCUUGCCGACCGCGUUUCACUACUAAGCAUAGCGGUUUUUUGAAAGGUACUCGUAUUUUGUAUCAUUUAAAUAUUCAGAACGACAAAGUUUCCUUGUUUUGGUUCAACAGAAAAAAAAAAAAAAAAAAAAAAAAAAAAAAAAAAAAAAAAAAAAAAAAAAAAAAAAAAAAAAAAAAAAAAAAAAAAAAAAAAAAAAAAAAAAAAAAAAAAAAAAAAAAAAAAAAAAAAAAAAAAAAAAAAAAAAAAAAAAAAAAAAAAAAAAAAAAAAAAAAAAAAAAAAAAAAAAAAAAAAAAAAAAAAAAAAAAAAAAAAAAAAAAAAAAAAAAAAAAAAAAAAAAAAAAAAAAAAAAAAAAAAAAAAAAAAAAAAAAAAAAAAAAAAAAAAAAAAAAAAAAAAAAAAAAAAAAAAAAAAAAAAAAAAAAAAAAAAAAAAAAAAAAAAAAAAAAAAAAAAAAAAAAAAAAAAAAAAAAAAAAAAAAAAAAAAAAAAAAAAAAAAAAAAAAAAAAAAAAAAAAAAAAAAAAAAAAAAAAAAAAAAAAAAAAAAAAAAAAAAAAAAAAAAAAAAAAAAAAAAAAAAAAAAAAAAAAAAAAAAAAAAAAAAAAAAAAAAAAAAAGAUGUGAACUUGAUGGAUUGCGACGACAGUGAAUUUCUCAUCAUCGACGGAGAGUAUUUUCAGGUUUCCAAACGAUCCGAAGCUCAGUCAAAGUUUGGCAACAGUUCAGAGUUUUAAAUAUUUCCGCAACAUAGAGGUCGAGCUCCGUAGGAUGCUGGCGCCCAGCGAGGAGCAAAAAAGAAGGGCCAGGAGCUAUUUCUCGGAUAGCCUACAGAACACAUUCAAGUAUUCAUCUUCGGAAAACGAUUAACUUUUGUACACUCAGAAUUUGCUGCCACGUCCGGAGAGGCGACUUUCUGACAGACGCCAUGCACCAGGGGUCCGACCCGGACUUUCUUCUCAGAGCCAUCGCUUUCCUCACCAAUUACUGUUCGUAAAAAAAACCUUUCUAAACAAUUAUUCACCUUUAUAAAAAGUUCGGAUAGAGAGAAAUUUUAAAAAACUAAAAAAAGGAAAUCGCCACUUAAAUUUUUUUUUUUCAGAAAAAGCUGUUAAAAUUGUCAUUUUUCACCAGAGUAGAGUUUUAAAUCAAAACUUGCAAAUUUUGAAAAAGUAGAAAAGCUUCACGGAGAAAAAACUUUGGUGACAGCAGAAAAAAAUUGAAAUUUGAAAGAAACGAAGAAAAAAGCGAAGAUCCGAUGCCGUGUUCAAAGUAAUUUCCGCGAAAUGCAAAAUGAUCUCUGACUCUCCAAAAUAUAGUGAUCUUUUCCUUUCUCUAACGGGUAUUUUGCAAUUCGCGGAAAUUACUUUGAACACGGCACGAAAAAUCGCGAAGAAUGCUGUCCAUAGAGCAACUUUACUGCAAAGCGCCCUUUUGGCGGAAACUCAAACUUUCCUCUCUCCGAAUUUGAAUUAUGUUUCCUUCAAAACUAGGAGGUUCGGUACGUUUCUAAGUUUACCGUGAGACUCUACAAAGUACUGCUUUGAACUGAAACACCGUUUUUUUUAUGGCCCCUAUGCUUAAUCACUUGUGAGGUCGCUUAAAGGCAUAGGGGCAGUAUAAAACGGUGUUUCAGUUCAAAGCAGUAUUUUGUAGAGUUUUUCAUUGUGAAUCGAACGGUGAACUUGGAAACGUACAGAAGUUCCUAGUUUUGAAGAAAAAAAAAUUCAAAGUCGGAGAGAGAAAAGUUUGAGUUCCCGCAAAAAGGGCGCUUUGCAGUAAAGUUGCUCUAUGGACAACAGGUUUCGCCAUCUUCCGGAUUUUCGCUUUUUUCUUCGUUUCUUUCAAUUUUCAAUUUUUUUCUGUUGUCACCUAAGUUCUUUUCGUCACAAAAGCUUUCUAUUAAUGUAUAAAUUGCAAACUUUGAUCGCAAAAAUGCUUUUCUGGUGAAAAAUGAUGAUUUUACACAGGUUUCGAUUGAGAUUGCGAUAUUUUGUGUUUUGUUUAUUAUCAAUGUGUGUUUUCUGUUUUCUUAAUCGAUUUUUCAGAGAAGAAACCCCUAAUUUUAAGCAGAAAUCCGGUUAUUUAUCACAAAACGUGAGUCUAACGAGACGUCCGCAACGUCGCGUGCACGGCUACUGUAAACAGUUGUCUGCAUACCGAUCCAAAGCUUUUUUCAAAAUUAAAGGCGGGAAAGUAAAAUCGCGUUUUUCUUCUAAAGUUGUCACACCUGUAAUUGUUUUGAGUACACCAUUCGAUUCGCAAAGAAAAACUAUAUAAGAUACUGCUUUCACCUGAAACCCCAUUUUUUACUGCCCCUAUGCCUUUAACUUGCAAACUUCUCAUCGGGUUUUUCAUCGAAAUAACUUUUCUCCUCGUACUUUUGAAUUUUACAGUCCAGAGAAGAAAUGUGCACGUUAUCAUUUUCAACAACGAUCCUUCUUGGGUGAGAAAAGAAGUCAUUCCCGGGAUGUCCUUGUCGCCCGAAAAAGUCACCGUGACGACAACGGCGGCUUCUGAUUUCUUGGAGGAUCUCAUUUUGGCUCAGGUCCAUUGUGAUGCUUUUCUUCUCACAGGUGAACCGAUUCGCAUUUUUUUAAAUUUCCCGUUUAGCUCCGUCCUCGACUUUUGGCUGGUGGAUGGCAUUUCUUUCGAAAAACUCUUCAAACGUCUUCUAUCGUGA
This is a messenger RNA of Caenorhabditis auriculariae, 4648 nucleotides long. Lineage: Eukaryota; Metazoa; Nematoda; Chromadorea; Rhabditida; Rhabditidae. The record is from the annotation of a GenBank genome assembly.